AUGAAUUUCAUUAAUGAAUCAGAAAUUAAUGGUGUUUAUAUUUGUUUUUUCGAUCAGAACCAUGAUGUAGAUAAUGAAGAUACUGAGAUUGAUUAUGAAAUUAAUUCAAAAAGUGCAGAAGUGUAUAAUCUUGUGAAACAACUUCCAGCACAAAAUGCAUUUAACAUUUUUAUAGAUAAUUAUUUUUCAAGUGUUAAUUUGUUCAAUUUUCUUCGAGAAAAGGAAUAUGGUGCAUGUGGCACUAGUUUGCCAAUUCCAAAAGUAGUAAAUAAUUAUAACAUUUACAUAGGUGCUGUAGAUAUUGCAGAUCAACUCCACAUGGCUCUUGUAAAUUCAUAUAUUAUAAGCAAAAGUUUAGCUUUAUGUAAUGAACUCAAAACCUUCAAGUUAGAAUUAGUUCGAAUUCUAAUCAAGGAUGCAGCAGUUAAUCCUCUCAAAUGUACAAUGCGAAGUGAAGAACAAAACCUGCCUGAGAAAAAAGCUGAAAAUAAGAAAGAGAGCUUGUCUGUGGUGUUGGUAUUUGCAAAAAAAAAUGAUGAACUGGCUUUACAGAAUCUACCUCAAUCUCAUUUAUGGUGUAGUAAAUAUGAUGUUGCACUGUGUUAUAACAAAGAACGCUCAUGUUUUAGGGAUUUUCAUACUCUUAAAGAUUAA
Messenger RNA from Cetraspora pellucida, 654 nucleotides. The record is from the annotation of a GenBank genome assembly. Lineage: Eukaryota; Fungi; Glomeromycota; Glomeromycetes; Diversisporales; Gigasporaceae.